GACUCGGGUGCCGGCAGCGCAGCGAGGUUCCCGGGGCCGGGCCCGGCCGAGAGCGGGUCCAUGGGCCGAGUCCUGCCGCGCUGCGGGGCGGCGCUGGGCCUGGCGCUGCGCCUGCUGCUGCUGGGGGCUGUAGCCCUGCGGGGGGGCCACUCCCGCCUGCACUCCAGGCGCAUAUUUCACACGGUGGUGUCGGAGCCUGGCCCGGGGCUGCCCUGGCACAGCCGUGUUGGGUACGUGGACGAUCAAGUCAUCUACGUCUACACCAGCGAGACGCAGAGGGUGGAGCCUGGCACAGUGUGGAUGGCGCAGAACGAGGGCCCGGAGUUGUGGGAUCUUCGGCUCUUUUGGUCACAGCGCUGGGAGGCCUGGUUCAACGCGAGUCUGAACACCCUGCGUGAGCUCUACAACAGGACAGAGGGGUUUCACAUUAUCCAGACGAUAUACGGCUGUGAUCUCCAGGAAGACGGUGUCAUUCAGGUGUUUUACCAGGAUUCAUAUGAUGGACGAGACUUUCUUACCUUCGAUAAGGAGACCAUGACUUGGGUAGCAGCAGAUAUUGGGGCUCAGAUCACUAAGAGGAGAUGGGAUGCUGAACUAUGGGACAGCCAGGGAUGGAAACACUACCUGGAAGAGUACUGUAGAGAACGUCUUAGCCGGGAAAUAGAAUACGGGAAGGAGACGCUACAGAGGAAAGUGCGCCCAAAAGCUAGAGUGAGUGACAGGUCAUCUCAUGACGGCCUCACCACCCUCUCCUGUAAGGUCAGUGGGUUCUACCCCCGGGACAUCACCGUGACCUGGCUGAGAAAUGGGGAGAGCAGACAGCAGGUGACCUACUCUGAAGGCAUCCUACCCAGUGGGGACGGGACCUACCAGACCUGGGUGACAAUGGAGAUUGACCCCAAGAUCAAAGCCCAUUAUUCAUGUCACGUGAAGCAUGAAAGCCUGUUAGAGCCACUCUCUGUCCCCUGGGAACCAAACAACAGCCUGAUUCCCGUUGUGGCUGGAGUUAUCACUGCAGUUCUCCCAAUUGGUGUUAUAAUUGGAGUAGUCAUUUGGAAAAAGAAACAUCCAGGAAAAAAGGGAGAUGGCUACGCUGUAGCUCAGGCAAAUGACCAAGGAUCUAGUGGCUCUGAUGUGGCUGCCAAGGCUUAACAGAACCUGUUGGAGUCUGUGCCACAACCUGAGGGGAUCCCAGAGGGGAAGACUGAUGAGCUCUGCUCUAUCACCCUACAAGAACCAACCAACCCCUUCAUAGCUUUUCUCUGGCACUUGGAGCAGCCUGUGGGGGAUUUCUGGCCUCAUCUAUCUGUUCACUGGACCACUUUUUACUUUUCAGAUGUAAUAGUUUUUUGUAAUAUUUUAUUUUGCACAGAAUAAUUUCCAAAAUUUUAAUGGAUAAAAACUCUUUUAGUAAGAUUUUAGUAUUUGCUACAUUUAGUGUGUGCACUCAGCGCUCUGUGCUGUGCAGUGCUGUUUGCACACCCUGUACCAUACGCUAGAUAUGUGAGCAGUAACUGCUUGUGUGUAUAUGGUGGGGGAUGUAUUUUUUUUUCUGUAGAAUUUCAUGAUUAUAACAGGGUAAACUGCCUGUUCUACUCGCAGCUGGUAGCGCUGUUGCCAUCCUCAGCUGAGGACGUCUGUUGGACAGGAAGAAGUGUCUGUGUUUAGUUUAUAAGUGCCUCUAAUGUCCUUUUCACCAUUCAUAGAGUCAUAGAAAUGCUGGGCUAGAAGGGACCUCAAGAGGUCAUCAAGUCCAGCCCCGAUCUCAGGCAUCACCAAGUAAACCUAGACCAUCCCUGACAGGUGUUUGUCCAACCUGUUCUUAAAAACCUCCACUGACGGGGAUUCCACAGCCUCUCUAGGCAACCUGAAAUGGGGCAUUUUCCUAAUGUUGUGUUUGUAGACUGUGCCUUAAUUUCCUUUAUGUGCUACAUAUCUAACCAAGGUGGAAAGGGGCGUCUAUUGUUGCAGAGGACCAGGUGUGACCCAGUCUAGCAGCCUAGACCCCAGACCAUGGCCUGGACACUUUGUAACUUAGCGACUGAUGACCCAAAGGCCCAUCCCAACUUGGAGCCAGCCAGUUAUGGGCAGCAGAGAGAACAAAGAGCUGAAGAGAAAGUCACCUGGAGAUCGGUUUGCCAGGGAAAGAAGACAAAGGAUGGAGGUGGGGCCUUGGAGGUGACACAGGAUGGGCCACAGAAAGGAGGAGUCACUCCUGGGCUGGGAACAAAGAGCGGCCUGAGCCCACCUGGACGGGGACAGACCCAGAUGGACGCCCCUGAGAACGUCUUGUCCUGUGCUCCAGAUGUACAAUAAACAUUUCUCUGUUGCGCUGGCUGAGAAUCACUGCAGGCUAGAGAGAGGCAGGCCUGCUGAAGGCUUGGACAUGCAGUACUGGGAGGCAGAGGAGAAGCCUACAGCUUAAACCCCGAGCAAAGCGUGUGACCUGAUGUAGGGUCAGUACUCUGAAAGGCAUUUCCUCCCAGGGGCCAUACGGAGCCAAGAGAGCACUGGCCUGUGAGUCUGUGACAACCUGUUCCACAGUGAACUGUCCUUAUGUCCAGAAAGUUUUUCCUAAUGUCUAACUGUAGAUGGGCCGACUCACCCCUGCGGCGCCGCUUGCUGGUGCUUCUGGGAAUUAGCUCGGUUCGGAGCGCCCUCUGCAGGCUGGGGAUCCACCUGUCCUC
This is a messenger RNA of Mauremys mutica (yellowpond turtle), 2687 nucleotides long. Its product is annotated as class I histocompatibility antigen, F10 alpha chain-like. NCBI's taxonomy places the organism in Eukaryota, Metazoa, Chordata, Testudines, Geoemydidae. Bases 61 to 1152 code for a protein of 363 amino acids. The record is from RefSeq and is a predicted model, not a curated record. Gene Ontology annotation, biological process: immune response. Gene Ontology annotation, cellular component: external side of plasma membrane. The transcript is spliced from 8 exons.